Messenger RNA from Jaminaea rosea, 5626 nucleotides. RefSeq lists its product as hypothetical. The record is from RefSeq and is a predicted model, not a curated record. Gene Ontology annotation, biological process: Golgi to endosome transport. The transcript has 4 exons. The coding region runs from base 161 to 5626 and encodes 1821 amino acids. Lineage: Eukaryota; Fungi; Basidiomycota; Exobasidiomycetes; Microstromatales. Gene Ontology annotation, cellular component: trans-Golgi network; endosome.
GUCGUCGUCGUCUACGGCUGCGCCUCGCGUCAUCAAGCACCACAAGUCUAACUCCUCCCUCGCAGCAGCAUCUUCAGCCUCGUCGUCCGCCUCCACUGCUCGCAGACCGACCUCAAUAAUCAGGCCCGCCUCACCUUCAGUAGCAGCGGCGCCGGCUGCCAUGGCGGCUACCAACAGCGGCGCCGGCAACACGCCAGCGACGACCGUUGCAGUCUCGCUGACUCCCGCCGAAGAGGAGAGGAUAUGGAAGAGUCCCGCAGCCAGAAAGGCAGAAAGGAAGUGGAAGCGUCAAAGCGAGAAAACCUUGGCUUCUGAUCCACGCUUCCGGAAGUAUGCGGCUACGGUGGACAGGGCUUUGGCGUCCUUUGAGGCCGUCAAUGAGUGGGCAGACUUUGUGGGCGCGCUAGCAAGGCUAGAGAAGAUAUUCGCUGCCCCUCCGCCCCUACCCACCUCCCUCAUCCCAAACGCCCUCCUCCUAGCAAAACGCCUCUCUCAAUGUCUCAACCCUGCCCUUCCCUCUGGAGUACACCAUCGCGCCCUCUCCGUCUACAGGCAAAUCUUCCUCUUCCUCUCCUUAGACGGGCUCCGCCGCGACUUGACCAUCUGGUCGCCCGCUUUGCUUCCCUUCUUCGAGCGAUCCAAUACCAGUACGCGCCCAGCCAUUUUGGGGCUGUUGGAGGACUUCUUUCUGCCACUGAAGGAGGAUCUCAAACCGAUUACUCGCCCAUUCUUGCUAGCCGUCUUGCCGGGCUUGGAGGAGGAAGGAGCGGAAAAUUUUGAUAGGACGCUCAAGCUGUUGGAUGGGCUGGAGAAGUGUGUGGAUAAGGACCUCUUUUGGCGUUGCCUGUGGGCUACAGUCAUCGGCAAUCCAGCAAUUGGACAGGCGGCGGUGCACUUCCUCCAUAAGAGGUCCCCGCCCAUACCGCAGCAACUCAAGACUACUUCAGAAGCGAAUGCAGCUGGUCUCAGCGACGGAAGGCAGCAGAAGCAGCCACUGUUGGCGCAUCUCGUAUUGAUGCCCAGGGCCCUUUCUGCUCUGCUAUCAUCACAAGAGCUCCUGACCAUUCGAGGUGGGCUCGACUUGCUCCUUCAGCUGCUACCUCUCGACACUGUCUUCUACCACUCGAUGCCUAGCGAGGAUCGCUUGGAGCUCAUGCAGAGCGCUAUCGGCGUUGUAAGAAGGAGAGAGUUGAGCCUCAAUAGACGGCUGUGGUCCUGGCUGGGAGGUACAGGACGAAGCGCGGCUCAUGCUGCAGCUGUACGGCAAAAUGAGGACCCUCAUCAAGACGAGCAGGAUGCUCAACGCAAGUUGACUGCGGCCCAGCGACCUCUUCGCGUCUUCCUAGCUCUCCUCGACAAGUGGAGCGUAGGUGCCGCCCUGACGGACUCAGCGGUUCUGGAUGUCUGGGCUUCUCUACGGACGAUCCAUAUCCGGUAUGGGGCAGACGCAACAAAGGAUCUGAUGACGACGGCAACCAUGCUCUUUGACGCGGUUGACAAGUCCAUCCUCACGCGUAAGCUUGUCGAGGGAAUUGCGGCCGACUUCACCCAAGGCUCGCCGGAGACUGUGGGUCUCUUACUGUUCAUCGUGGAGCAUUUCAGCUUCAAGGAUGAUCUCUCCCGCGCCAUCCAUCUGCCGCAUCUACUUCUACUGCUGAUUGAGCAAGCGGAGCGUGCCCUGAAGCAGGCGUCGUUGGACAAGCAGAAGACAUUUCUGUUACUUCAAGAAGCCAUCAAAGCAUGCAAAGCGCUGCUCGACCUUAUCGACCUACCCGCGGUACAGAGAUUAGAGGCAGAGGGCAGCGCAACAUCGGACUCUGUCGCUACGCUGAAAGCCUUCUACAGCUCGCAGAGCACGGACAAGGUUCCAAUCGACUUCCGAAGCCACGCCGUUCAGCAGGCUUUGCUUCAGUGCUGUGCAAGUCUCUUUCAGCAGGCUGAAUCGACAGUGGGCCGGGAUAGGCAGGAGCGACAAUCUCUGAUCAUCUCCGAGGCCAGCUUGAACCUCUGCACUGCUCUCUUUCGCAAGAUCUCAGCAGGCACAGCUGCGGUGGCUUCAUCCGCAGACGCGGCCAACGAGACUUCGCAAUGCUCUCUUAGCCUCCCGCUUGGUUGGACUCAUCUACUCCUCGGGAAGGCGGGCAAAGCCACGAGCUUUUCCGAGCUUGAGUCCGCUCUGUUCACCAUCGACGCGGUAAUCAGCUGCCCUUUGCUCGUUCCGAGACUGGAUCUUCUUUCCAACGAAUCGAAGCGGCAAACAUGCGCCGUGUACGCCAACGUCCGUCAAUUCCUUCUGCCAGACGCAGUCAUGUUUCACGGCCGAGCAGUCGACCUUUUCUGGCUUCUCGAUUCGCACACGGCAAAGGAAGGCUUGCUCCAGACCUUAUCGUGCGCUGAGAUCCUCUCUGAGCGACGCAUGGACCAGUUUCUGCUCGCGUUCGGCGUAAUAUGGAGGUUGUCGGACCCAGCUAAGCUCUCCUCACCAGCAUGUGCUGCUCCGCUUGGGCAUUUCCUUGACCUCUUGCAAUCGCCGGAUCAAAGACGUCGCCAAGCUGUGGAGACUUGGCUGCGGGUGAACGUUCGAUCCUAUGCUCCUAUCUUCAACCUCAUACUAGGGUCAUUCCGACGCGCAACUGGUUCGGGGAGCAUGGCGCACUGUACCAUCAGAUGCGCUGAGGGCACCGAUGUCAAGACGCUGGUCUAUACACAUCCCUUCGACCACAGACUGCUCAAUCACUGGCUAUCUGUCCUGUUGGCCAUCGCGAGGUACGGCGGAGCUGGAUUCGUACGAGCAGCGACGACGACGUCGCCAUCACCUUCGACAGGGCCAACCUACAUGGAGGAAUGCCUGGCCAUCUUGCUCCGCCUUCUUCGGACAUCGCGCCGAGCCUCGUAUAGUGACCUCGACGCGACCACGCAUACCCAUUGCGCUGAUUUUCUGCAACUUGCGGCCUCGAAGAAUGGCUUCACUACAUCGCAGCUCGCCGACAUUGAGACUUUGCUGCUGGAGCGGCUCCUCGUCGGCAUUGAGGGGCCUUCAGGGCUGAAUCAGCACCGACUUCUUUUGGCGCUUCACACAGUCAUAUCGUCCAAAGCUGGUUUCCACGCUCGGCAGCGCGAUGUAUCCGGCGGCGAUGGCAGCAAUGGCAGCAGCAGCGGGUCCUCCCCGUCUACUGCGUUCAACCCACAUCCCCUGCUCCUUCGCACGCUUCGCGCCGGCCUGGCCCAGCCUGGCCGCUACUCAUUGCUCCCGCACUGGGCAGACUUUGUCCUGAUGACGCUGCCGCAGUACCGCCGCUGCAUGGCGUCACUGCUCGUCCCUCUCCACACAAGCGUGUGCAAGACGAUCGUUGAGGCAGAGGCAGAGAUACAUGACGUCUUCCACGGCCCAUUGCCGGAGGUUCAACGGACCACAUCGUCCUUGCCUUCGCUUUCUUUAUCAAUGCGAGAGGACGACUUUGUGACACUGAUCAACGUUUCCGAGCGCAUCGUCUUGCUAUGCCUCGAGGAUGACGGCGGCAAUCAACACAAGUCGGAAAGAAGCGGCGUAGGCAUCUUCGGCUACGUGACCGGCAUCUUCGGUGGUGAGUCGACGCCAGGCAACGGGACACCGCAGCUUGGCACGCCUCCUACCAGCCCGUCCAUCUUGGCUCUCCAGCUCUGCCUGCGUACGCUCCACUCCCUCUGGGUCGGAUUGAGUGAUGAGCAGGCGCCGCGCGAUGACGACCAGCGGGCAACCACGUUCGCCGUGAUGAGCGGUAAAGUCCGUCAGCGUGUCAGACGCUGCUUUGAGCGACUCUACAAAGUUCAGCCUGCCGCUACGCUUGAGACGCUGGUCGAUUGCUGGGGUCGAGCAGGUGCCGGGACAGCAGGCAAGAUACAGGCAGAGAGCAUCUUUGAGAUUGUCAACCUCCUCGUCGCAGGCCACAAAAUGGUCGUCACCUUCCUGUGCGACCUGCUCGCGCAGCGCCUGCCCUCGCCAGGCACAUCGAGGCCAAACUGGACGCCCAAUCAGCUAGUAUCAGAGGGCAUGCUUAUGAGCUUCCUCGAAGUGUAUGUGACGCGACUGGAGUCGCCUGCUGCGGCUCAAGGCGUUUGGCCCAUCAUCGUGGUACUCGUCAAGGAUCUCAUCGCAAAUAGCACGGCCUACAAGGGUUAUCUUCCUCCUGCGCUGCGCUGUUUGACUGUGCUCGGAGAGAAGCUGCUGGCGUCGUCUGCCGCGGCGUCAAGCACGUCCACGAUGACGGCAGCUGCUGUUGCGCCACCUCCUGAGGACCGCAGGAUGCGCCGCGAGAUGCAAGAAGUUUAUGUCAAGCUCUUCGACCUCUGCGUCCUGAUCGCCGGCCGUUCAUUCGAGGCUGCUACGGCCAACUGGAUGAUCCCGGCACGCACCGACUUCGGCGACGAGAAGGCUGCGAUGAGCGGCUCCAUCGCUUCGCUCAGCGACUUCUCCUCCUCGGCCCUCGUCGACUACUUAAGCAGCACCGCACUUCCCGCACUCCGCAAGAUCGCCUCAGACCAGGACAAAGUCUCCUCGUGUUGCAACAACGCCAUCUAUUACAUCCUCUCCCCGCCUCUCCGCAUCAAGAACGCGCAUCGCUCCUUCGAGCACAUCGACCCUUCCAUCUUAGCUCUGGCGACCGAGAUCGGCCGCACUGUGCCUCUUUCAUUGAAGACAUUGCGCGGCCCUGUCAGCGACGCCUUCAUGGACGGACGUUUCUUCAAGAUGAGCGCUACAGCGGGCAAAAGGUGGCGUGGCCCGAUCGUAUUGCUCUAUGCAACGGAUAGGGAUCGCUACUUCGUAGGCGAGGUGCUGGGUCGGAUCAGCGCGACGGCGUCGGCGAACAUCUUUACCAAUCGCGAGGCAGAGGUUGUGGCGCGGUCGCUCAGUUUGAGGAGAUUGACCUUCGUCCUCUUCUCUGGUGCCAAGGACCAGUUCCUCGCGCAAUUGCCCCAGGUGCAGGAAAAGCUCGUCGAGAUGCUGCGCAGCCACCCUAUACCGGAUCGUGUGGCAGCUGAGGCGUAUCUAUGCCUGCGAGUAAUGCUGCUUCGCUUUCAAAGCAGGCAUCUGACGACUCUCUGGCCGAUCAUCAUCACGGAGCUCGUCCGCCUGUUUGAAAGUUAUGCAAGCGGAGGAGAGGAAGGGGGCACGGCUACGCAGCAUUUGCCUGCCGAUGGGUCCGAUGGAGUGCAUCUGCUCGUGGCAGCGUGCAAGUUCGUCGACGCGCUGCUCUGCUUGAGGACGCCAGAGUUUCAGGUACAUCAGUGGCUGUUCGUCAAUGACUCUGAUUUGGGAGGGGAUGAGUUUGGCUUGGAGGAGGGUUUGUUCGACCGUUUGGCAGAGGCGAUCGAGGCGAGUGGAGCAGCUGGGUCCGGUGGCGGUAAAGGAGCUGCUUCUGUGGCGGCGGCGCCAUCGUCGCUCCGAAGCAAGAGCAGAGGCGGCGUACGCGAGCCUCUGCUGACGGGCGUGCGAAGGUUGAGCGGGCUUCGCGAUCUCGUGCCCUUCCUGCGCCUGGCAAGCAGUACUAGCUUCCAGCGCAGUAUUGCCGGUGCUGCCAAGGGCGAUAUGAAUUGGGCGGCUCUGGAUCGUGAUGUGCUUGCGGACCUGUUCGAGGGGUCCGCGUGA